AUGAACAAGGGCAAUCCUUCACCCAAACACAAGACGCCUGGGGCUGUGCCUGUUGCAGUUAAGCCAAGUGUAUAUGACCGACUAGCAGGAGCGGGCGGCGGGGCCGCAUUGGCCGGAGCAAGCGUACUUCCAAGUCCCAUCAAUUCUGUAACCAACUCGUCUGGAACCGCGUUUUUCGGAUUGGCACAAUUUGUCUCUUAUCUUUGGGAGCCUCGGGCCUACUUCUCACCCUGUCGCCUCUGCGUCAUGUCUUAUCUCGCCCGAAUUCGGCCUAGCGAAUCGGGUGCAUACUCUUCUGUGCGCGCUAUGCUGCGAUGUGCCUCGGCAUAA
Messenger RNA from Rhizoctonia solani, 330 nucleotides. RefSeq lists its product as uncharacterized. The transcript has 2 exons. The coding region runs from base 1 to 330 and encodes 109 amino acids. The record is from RefSeq and is a predicted model, not a curated record. Lineage: Eukaryota; Fungi; Basidiomycota; Agaricomycetes; Cantharellales; Ceratobasidiaceae.